AGAAGCAAAGGAUUUAUUUACAAACAUUGGCAGGAAGGAAAAACACCCAAGAAGAAGAAGAAGAAGAAGAAAGAAGGACGAGAAAGUUAGUCUAAAACACUGGAAAAGAAGCAAAACUACACACACACACAUGUAGACGCCAGAACAGCGCCAUUACAUAAGAAAAAGGAGGCGAUAGUGAAUUAUAGAGAGGACAGACAAAUAGCCUAACUAGCCCCAUAGAAAAGCCCAAGAAGAAGAAGACAAAGAGUAACGCAAUUGAAGAGCUAAAUGUGUCAUGUCGGUAAGCAAGCAGAACAGAUCAAGAGGAGGACCUGAGAAGCAGUAGAGGUCAAAAGAAGAAGAAGAAGGAAGAGGAAGAAGAAGAGGAUUUCAAGGCCGAGGCGCGGGUGUGUGAUGGAGGUCCUUGGGCGACUCCUGUGACCCAUGGAGCCUUGAGGACCGUGUGUAGCCCUCUGCUGCAGGAUGGAAGGCCGGGGCGCGUGUCUUCCCCAGUAGGUGCCAAGUGUGGUGCUACUUUAGCGUGUGGUCUACCGGUCUGACCUGUCUCCAGAGACCUCAUCUGAUAUUGUAUUGUUACCUGAGUGCUCCUUAAGGGGCUAUUACACUGGUAACCAGCACUUCAUCCCCUCUCCACUCAAGAUUAUCCGUGCCCAGAAGCAGUACAUGACUGACAACAUAGGGGUUCAGUACCUUGACUGUGUCUCCAAUGUGGCUCAUGUGGGCCAUUGUCACCCACAGGUGGUCUUAGCUGGCAAGAACCAGAUGGCAACACUGGUGACAGCUCAAGGCUUUGUAAAUGACUUACUCAGCAAGUACGUCAAAGAGCUGACCAGCCACCUGCCUGACUCCCUCAACGUGGUCUAUCUCGUCAACUCAGGAUCAGAGGCCAAUGACCUUGCCCUGAGGCUGGCCCGGACCUACACCAACAGCAAGGAUGUUGUGGUCUUUGAUGAGGCAUAUCAUGGAAACUUGGGGAACCUGAUAGACAUAAGUCCCAAGAUGUUCAAGAGGAUGCCUCAAGGGAAGAAGGACUUUGUCCACAUAAUCCCCUGCCCAGACACCUACAGAGGACUCUUUCGUGAGAACACCUCUGGGCCAGCAGCCGAGAAAUAUGUGAUGGAGGCUGAGCGAAUACUGAACCAGGCAACCCAAAACAAUCGCAAGAUCAGCUGCCUCAUCACUGAGUGUGUGGUAGUGAACUGUGGUGUUAUUGUGCCUCCAAGGAACUACUUUGCCCUUUUAUACAACCUGAUCCGGGAGAUGGGCGGGGUGUGCAUUGCUGAUGAGGUGCAGACAGCGCUGGGCAGGACAGGGGAGUGCUUCUGGGCCUUUGAGCACUAUGGUGUGGUGCCAGACAUUGUCACCACAGGCAAGCCUCUCGGCAAUGGCCACCCCAUGGCAGCCGUCAUCACCACCCGAGAGAUCUCUGACGCCCUCGGGGAAUACUACUCCACUUUUGGUGGCAACCCUGUGGCAUGUGCAAUUGGCAUGGCUGUGUUGGAUGUGAUAGAGAAUGAGAAGUUGGUCCAGAGUGCAAAGGCUGUGGGCAAGACGCUGCUGGAGAACCUACAACUGCUGAAAGCCAAGCAUGCCUGUGUGGGGGACGUGAGGGGCCUGGGACUCUGUCUGGCGCUGGACAUCGUGGAGGACAAAGCCACAAGAAAACCAGCGAGGGAACUUGCUCAGACUAUUGUUUACCGGGUGAAGGAGGAGCACCACAUCCUGCUGCAAGUUCAGGGUCCCGGCCAAAACAUCAUCACCAUCACGCCACCAAUGUGCUUCACACAACUCAACGCUCGCUCACUCACCACGGCCCUCGACCAGGUGCUCUCCACAUGCUCACUCAGGGACCGCUCAGCCACGAUGUGCCACACGCUGGGUCUGGAGGCUGGCCGGCGGGUGCUGUCACUGGAGGAGCUGGAGCAGUUGGACGAUGAGGUGCCAGGACCUGAACCGAAGAGACCACGCACAAGUUAUGAUGACAUUGAUUAGUUGUUCCUCAGUGUGUGUGUGUGUGUGUGUGUGUGUGUGUGUGUGUGUGAUAGGUUUGUUUCAAGUUAACCCGUCUGCUGCGAUUGGAACGGAUUUGGCUUUCACGAUGGCCUGGUAACAUAUACUUCCAGGUCUUUCUCUGUCUCUGUGGUGGAUGGUGGAUGUUUCCCAUGUGGUAUUGGUAUGCUAGAUAUCCCCUCCCAAGGUGCAUAACUUUAAAUUUUUCUUUAUUGAAUUGUAGCAGCCACUUUUUGAUCCAUUUCCGUAGCUUGGUGAGGUCUUCUUGUAGGAAAUCCGCAGUCAGUGGGUUAAUCCUCCUUGAGCUUCAAGUCAUACCAGGUUGCUUUGAGUCAUCCCAUCCCCCAAGUUAUUAGAAGUCAUGUUUUGUCUUUAAUCCUUUAGAGUAAGAUGUACAUGCAGUACCUUUGGUUUUAAAAUAAUGUAAUAUAAUUUUGAACAUUUUUAUUAGUGCAUAGGCAGACAAUGUAUCUAGAUUCAUCAGAAUUAGAAUACAAGUAUAUUCUAGACAAGAGGAGAUGAGUUGAAACAAAUAUUUUAUCAAUGCCCACUUGCACAUCCUUCAUCAUUAGUGUUUGAGUUUUCCUUUACUUUCCCAUUGUAAGUUACUCAGUUUAAUCCCCUUGAAUAGCAUAACAAUGCAUCAUAAAAAAUUACAUAAUACAAAAAAAAAUAUAUUUGAUAUCAAUUCAGUGGGGGGAAGGCCGGGGAUGUGGCAGUUGGAUGGUGGUUAGAAAAUGGUGUUAGCUUAGGAAAUGGUUAAGAAUCAUUACCAAAUACCCCUUAUUUUUUAAACAUCUUGUCAGUCUUUUUACUAACAAUAAUGUGGCUGAUUCAUCUUUUAUGACCCAUAUUGAAAGGUGUGGAUGGUUGUUUUUGUUGAUUUUUUAUUAAUGUCACUUCUUACGAUUGACUAUAAUAUGCCACUUUAACCCGGUAGCAGCGGGGAUCAUGUUUCUUAAUGGUCCCUCCAAGCGAGAAAAAUGAGAAAAAAUCACCUCUCACACAAACCAUUUCAUAAUAUAUAUCAAAGCAGUUGUGAUCAGAUUAUGUAUCAUCUAUUUUAAGGGGUUUAUAUCACGGCACAAAUUUGGCCCGUCGCUGCUGCCGGGUUAACUGAAAAUUCAACACUACUAACUAACUCUGUUCCAAAAGUGGAUUUGAAAGCCAAAGUAGCCACAUAACUUAAUAAAUACUAAAAUGGUUUAAAAAAUUUGGCGUUUGCUCCAAAUAUUACUCCAAGGUGCCCAUUGAUAAGCAGAAAAAAUCCGUUUCUGCACAUUUUAUUGAGGCUAUUUUUCAUAGUAAACAAGCAUGCGAGCCUUUGUAGCCUCCUUUAGGUGUGAACAAAAAGCCAGCCUGGGCAUGUUAAUCACACCCUUGUUGCCCUUAGUUCGUCCCUUGUGCCGCUUGCAGUUGCCUCAUUUGCUGCCGAAUUGCUUGGUUGCAGGUUAUUAAUGGAGCCUAUGUUGACAUGAGCCAUACAGCAUUGCAUUACUUGUAUGGGGUGCGGACAAAUCCUCGUGGGACAAACUCAGUGAUUAAAUGCAAAGGGGGACAAGAACUCACUGGUUAGGUUAGGUUAGUUUUUGUUUUAUUUUGGUAAGCUUUUGUCCUUCGCAUUUCGUUGGUGAGUUUUUGUCCUACACUUGUUUUGUUACUGUGUAUUUUCCGUUCUGUAUAAUAUAUGUUUGGAGUGCAAUAAUAUACUACAGGCUCUGGUGUGGGCUUUUCAAUAAAGUUUUAUGUUUUGUA
Messenger RNA from Eriocheir sinensis (Chinese mitten crab), 3768 nucleotides. Its product is annotated as ethanolamine-phosphate phospho-lyase-like. The coding region runs from base 667 to 1995 and encodes 442 amino acids. The transcript is spliced from 12 exons. Gene Ontology annotation, molecular function: transaminase activity; pyridoxal phosphate binding. Gene Ontology annotation, cellular component: mitochondrion. Lineage: Eukaryota; Metazoa; Arthropoda; Malacostraca; Decapoda; Varunidae. The record is from RefSeq and is a predicted model, not a curated record.